Messenger RNA from Cinara cedri, 6565 nucleotides. NCBI's taxonomy places the organism in Eukaryota, Metazoa, Arthropoda, Insecta, Hemiptera, Aphididae. The record is from the annotation of a GenBank genome assembly.
CGCAGCGAUAUAUACACCGACUCUGUGUGACUCACGUUUGAAUAUUUUCAUUACAAUAGUACACGUUUAUUAAAGAUCGUCAAAAAUGUGAGUACACCUAACAAUAUAAUCAUUAUUAAUAUUAUUAUUAAUUACAUUAUACUCGGGCGAUAUUUAUGCGCAUUUUUUCUGUUUUUUAAUGCAAAACAUGAAUUUUAUUGUCCGCGGGGAAGUUCAAAAUAUUCCAUUCGUAUAAUACAUAACGGCGUUUGAACGUUAAAUAAUUUUAUUAUCUCUACUCAACUCGGAAUCAACGUAAACGUAAUAUUUACUUGAGAAUUUCGCACAGAUAGGCACUGUCGAUAUUUUUUUGCGAGAAAAAACCGUACAAUAUCGUUAUUUAAUAACGUCCCAUUAUAAUAUUAUAUUCAACUCUAUUUACAAAUAAUUACGAUAUCGUUAUCGCACCUUAAUAUAGUAGUAUACACCCAAAGGAAUUAUGGUUAACACAGGGCCGGUUAGAUUUUAAUAUGUAAUUUUUAUCGUCAAACUACGAAUAAUAAAUUGCUGCAACGUUGCAGUUCGAAUAGAUAUUUUACGUACAUAAUAAUAUUAUGUACAAGGUAGAUUGUAAAACUAUUAAUUAGCUAGGUGAUUUUGUUAAUGCCGUUUUAAUCUAGUUGAAUGUUCGUUGUAAUAUUAUCGGGGCAGAGUUUAGACGUUAUUGUUAUACAACAGUAGUAACAAUAGCUAUAAGCUAUUGACUCGGAUAAUAAUAAUAAUUUAAAAAAAACCCCGAUAAUAUAAUGUAACGUGUUUAAUAAAAACCUAUCGUAUCAAUUACAAACUCGGAUACGAUUAUUUAUCAUUAAUUAGUGGUGCGUUUUAAAUCGUUGCCAGUCUGCCUGUACUCAAAUAUCUAUUCGGCAAAAUACCUAUUAUAAAGCCUACUCUUUGUCGUUUAUAGAUUACGAGGAGAUGCAAAGAUAAAAUAUCAAAUCGUCAAUACGUUUUGCACAUGUAUUAGCAUAAUAUAAUAAGUGUGGGAAAUAGGGGCGUUGGAAAAAAUUCCAAUUUGGAUAUUGUUGAAAUCCGAUUUCAUAUAAUAUUGGCAAAACUGACGCGGUCGUUUUUUAUUUUUGAUUAAAUUCGUAUAUCUAUCUAUAUAAAUCGGAUUUUAAUGUAACUACCAUUUCGGUACAGGAAUAUUUCAUCGGAAGUUCCGGCGACUUCGAAAUUGUGGCGAAUAGAAAAUUUACUGGGUCGCGUGAUCACUCAAACAACCGAGGAUCCGAAAAAAAUUCCGUGUUAUACAUAACAUGAUUUCCACUGGGACCCCCUUUUAUGGGUCGGGACAUAAUAGUUCAUAGUUAAUAGUUCAUUCAAUUUAUUGAUGAAAAUGUACACCGUAAUAUUUGUAAUAGUAUAUGUUAUUGACAAAUAGUUAAAAUCAACUGCUCUGAAUUUCGUUUGAAAAAAAAAUAACUACCUCGUACUUACGAAUAAAUAGACACGAGCGAUGACCAAAUUAAUAUUAUGUACGUUAUAAAUCGCCGAAACAUACCUACAUUCUUUAUACGACUUUGUGACUUUACAAUCGUUUGAUUUUGUUAUUAUACAAUAUACUUGUUCGUUACAAUUUACGUAUUAAGCUAGUCGCAUAGGUAAUAAUGAUAUUAAUGAUAUUUUAAUGCGUUUUCUAUAGUAUAUAAACGUAAUAAUGUUGAUAAUGUCCAAGGACAAUAAUGAUUUCCUUUCGAUGUUACCAGUAAUUCGAAAUAACUGCGCGUGAUAUAACACGAUUAAAUAUAAUUAUGAAAAAGUUUUAACAGGUGAAAAAAACAAAACCACAAGUACAAAACUCGAAAACUUCUCACACUUCAAACGCACAAAAAAUACAUUUUUAUCAAAUUUACGAUAUUAUAUAGAAUGGUAUUUUUGAUUUUUCUCCGCUAACUAUGUAGGGAAAGUAUAUAAUUAUUGGCAGCAAACCCUUACCGCUACGCAACCACUUUCAUCCCCCAACCAUCACAUUCAAAACUCUUUUGUAAUUUUUAAAAUGCAUUAAAUUAAUUGCCAUAUUUUUUUAUACACAGGCCCCCGACAUAUCGAGAAAAAAACAGAUUGUUUGUUUCACCACUGAAAAAUAAAUAAUAACAAAUCGAAGGGAUGUAAAUAGAAUAGAAUUUUUUCCAUACAACUCGUACACAAUUAAUUAUUGUAUUUACAAAACAUUUUUCCAAUACGUGCAGUUGUCGUGAGUGUGUGUAACGGCGACUAUAGCAUAAUAACAAUUUAUAUACAGUAUAUUCAAUUAUUCAAUCAACUAUCGUAGUGCGCGAUAAAUAAAUAAUAUGCUGGUUACAUUUAGUGGGUCAUCUUCGGAAUAAAAGAAAAAAAAAAUAAUACAAAUUGAUUACCUAUAUCAUUUGAUAUUUGCUUUUUAGGCUGUAACGAUUGUUAGAGAAUUCAUCUUAAAACGCGUUAUUUAAUAUGCAAUUUAGACACGUAUUUGAAACCCAAAGUUAGAGGGGGGGGGUAGGGGAGUAAAUUAAUUUUGUUAUGAAUAAUCAAACAUUUAUCCACUACCUUUUCCUAUGUAACUGUUUUAUCUUGUUUCCAUCAUUAACUAAAGGGCGGUUUAUAGUAACAAAUUUUAUCUAGUUGGUGUAUCCGAAAAGUUAUUGUGCGAUAUUCUAGGUACUUUAAAAAAUAAUUUCAGAAAAAAAUACUGGAAACCUGUGAAUAUUUAUGCAACAACGGUUUGUGUUAAAAUCUAUGUAGAUUUUUUUUUUAAGUAAUUUAGUGGAAAUAAUCGUAGAGAACUUACAUUUUACCAAAUAACUACUGAUUACUGAUUACACUAACAUUUCCUCGAGGCAGUAUAUUUUUCGAAAAUUUUGGCGUUAUUCAAGUUAUUUAUUAGAUUAUUCAUAGCUUAUUUGAUUUUUUUUCUGGUUUUAUGUAGAUAUAAAUUUCCAGGUCUAUUAAAACGAUUAAAAAUUUGAUACAAGUUUCAUCAUAAAUUGUACUUAGUGGUAAAAAAAAAAAAAAUGAGCAUUAUAUCUUAGUUUACCACUGGACUGGGCUCAGAUUUCUUUUACGUUCGCAACGUAAAUUAGAAGAUAAAUAGACUAUGAUACGGGAUUCGGAGAGGCGACUGCUCCUAUAAACUCCCUCUAAUAUGUGUCUGUUAUAAUAAUAAUAAAGAUUCGCUAUUUUUUUGCAUUCAAAUUUAAACGUGUAAUCGAAUUGUUUUAUCUUGUCGUAGAUCGACACCUGAUACUCUAUAUAAGGGGAUAAGUGGCGAGUGGAGCGGCGAAGAUUGGAGGUGUACUCUCUCACAAAGUGACUUAAAAAUAAUAACAAUUAUGAGCGUUUAUAUUUAGGUUAUUUACUCUUAAAAUGUAUAUUUAAAAUUUACAAAACACUUUAUUUAUCGGUAAUCGGUUUUUUUUUCUGAUUCCACGAUAUGUAUUUAGUAUAUCCCACCCCGUUAAAAAUUCCCGAGUAAGCCGCCGAACAAGGCGUCUAUCAACACCAUCAAAUUUAUUUUAUUUGAUCUAUUGUUUAUUUUAUGGUUUAGUAUCUAAGUCUCCAUUACAUUCUACUACUUAAUAGUGAUUAACCUUAUACGAUUCGUUUUUUUCCCAAUAACGGUAUUUAUUUAUAGAAUGAUUAAAAAUACCUAAUUAAUUAUCGGCAUAUUAAGUUAACUGCAGCUGCAACGGUGAUGAUUUAAAAGUAUAGGCAAGAAAACUAGUGCACGUUAUUACGGACAAUGAAAAAAAAAGAAGCAAAAAAAAUAACAAAAAAACGUUUAAAUCAGGACGAGAUAUAUAAAAUUGGAAUAAUACCUAAUUGUUAGAAUACUUUUUUUUUAUUCCGAGUAUCACGUAGUAUUUUAUUUGACUGCAAAUCACUCGAAAACAAUGACGAAAAUAUAUCUAAAAAAAAAAAAAUAACAGAAAAAUCACGUCAAGUGUAAAACCGUACACCGUAACUAAUAGGUUAAUGGCAACAGUAGAAUGACCCUUCUGCAUCACUACGUAGCACGAAAUCAUCUGCUCUUUUCGGAGCCUUGAACUUGAUGUGUUUUGCAACACUACAACUGAUCAAAACAAAAUCUAAAAUUUUUUCAACGCUUUUUUUUAUUGCUCUAUUAUUAUUGCUGCAAGUACGAGUACACUGUGCAAAAUCACUUUUUUCUUUUUUUAUCAUAUCUAUAGUAUUCAUUUUUAAAUUGUAAACAUUUUAAUUUGUAAGUAUUCCAAAAGCAUAAUAUGAACAAUUUAAUAUGUAUGGGGCCAACGAGUGUUGAUUUAAUCGUUUUGAAUUAUAGUAAUCUGUCAAUUGUGAACCGUGGGGAAAAAAGUUACCAACGGAAUAUUAUGUAUUUGGCUAUGCGAAAUUCCCGCGUUGUGGGUCAAAGUGUCAAAAUCUAAUAGCAUCGGCAUCGUUUUUAUUUCUAAAUAACUGUAUAUUGUAUAACAAGCGGAGAGAAAAAGAUCUUUCGACGAUAAAGAAAAAAAAAAAAACAAAUGUUACGUUCAAUAAUAUAUUGGCGGCGUAGAGAAAACUCGCUGGACAGACAUGAACAAAAAACACUAGAGGAAAAACUGUACUUAUUCAAAAAGUGUAUAAAUGUAAAAGUAACGAUGACGACGAAGACGGAUGUCGACAACGCGGAUUCAGUUACUAUACAGACGAACGGUGAAAUACAAAUAAAUAAAACAAUAUGUACGCAGGUUUUUCUAUCCGUGCGGAAACCGUUUUCGCAAUGCAUUGACAUAGUACAAAAUCGAAUGCCAAACAGUACUAUACAAUUAAUAUAAAAAUCAAGACUUGAAUUUAAUUUAUUCGUUGGCGAAAGAUUUUCAAUUUUUUAGUCAACCGGGCAAAUGGAUUUAGUUGCACCCCUACCCCCUUCCCGAGAAACGCAACGAUUAGACAUGAACAGUGUUCGAAGGAGACACUAAAAACUAUACAGUGUACACUUAUAAUUUAUGUGUACAUUUAUAAUAAUUAAUAUGCUCAGAAAGAAUUCUAUACUCGACAUUUUUUUUGUUUUAAUACCUAUAAUUUUGUAUAAUUAUUUUUGUCGUGUUUUCAUCGAAGUAUCUUAAAGUUUUUACAAAGUUUCAUCUUGGAUUUUUAUUUUUACGAAAAGGAAUUUCGGAUAAAAUUAAUUUGUAUUAUAUUAUUAUCAAUCGGCAUCGGUAAGCUUUUAUUUCGUCUACAGUAUAUUAAUAUACCAGGCCUUAUAAUUUUUGGACAACUGUUGAUUAGCAGACUCCGUAUUUGCCUGCAUUGUAUAAAUAAAUAAAUAAAUAAAAUACAAGAGUUUUUUUUAAGGAGUAUAUUCACCAACAGUGAUAAUCAGUUGUUUGAAAAUGAUUAUUAUCAUCAACGUAACGCGCCAUAUUAGUAGUAGUUUCCUAUGGCCACACGUGAGUGCGCUGAUCAUGGUAGUACCGGUAUGUGGAUGGCCGAUAAUCUGCCCCCUAUCCUAUCGGAAAUCGUGUUUUGAACCGUCCAUAAUUAUUAUUUAUUAUCAUUAUUUUGUUAUCAUACUAUUUGAGUAUAUUGACUGUAAUUGCUCAAUGUUAGUCAUAAUUUUCAAGAGAACAUAACAUACUAUUAUUAUUUUUGUGACAGUGUUUAUUUUGAAUUUCAUUAUGUCAAAAACUUUACAACUCAAUUUGUUAAAAAGAUUAUUAUUUAAACCGGAAAAACGUUCUUUAUGGCAAUGGGUCGAUGACAUAUUCAAUCGGCAAGUGUUUUUACUACGAAUUACAUAAUACAUGGACAAGUAUUUGCAUCGGGUUUAUUAUUGUAAUCAAAUUAUUUGUAAAAUUAAGUUUGGAUGACGACCGUAUUAAAGAAGUGGGUCCUAACAUGGCAUGCGCAGAAUGGUUGAUGAAAAAUGGCGCACAAAUAAGAUGGAAAGGCUGCGAAGAAUUUGUGAAUCAUUACAAUUGUUUACCGAUCAAAUCGCGCGGGCAACAGUUUCAAAUUGAAGAAGUUUAUGCCGGGAGAGAAUCAUCAAUAUCGUCUAUAGGAUUUCCUUUUUUCAGUAAGUAUACAAACACUAACUAUAACUUAAACUAACUUUAACUAUGUAUUUUAUAGAUUGUGUAAAUACAUAUUACCUAUUAUAAAAUAUCAAUUUUACAGCUGGCUGUAAGAAUAUUUCUGAAGUAGCAUUUGUCGGAUGCCAUACAAUUAACGAUGAAGCAUUAAGCAAGCUAAAGAUUUUAAAAGAUAACCUAACAACUUUGAAAAUCAAUGGAUGCAUGAAUGUUACUGAUAAAGGAAUCUUAACAUUAGAACAUCUUCAGUAAGGAUGUGAUUAGUAUUAUUAAGUAUUAUUGUAUUUAAUAAUAUAAAUAUAUAUUAAUGAUUUUGAAUUUGCAGGGCAUUAAAAUAUUUAGAAUUGAAAAAUCUACAAUUUUUAAAGAACCCAGAAACUAUUGACACUAUAAAAGAAAAGUUGCCAGAAUGUGAUGUACUAUACGAGCCUAAUGAAUAAGGAUUAAUAACGCAUACAAAGCCAGAUGAUAAAAAGAAACAUUUAUAAUUAUUA